Adineta ricciae is the source of this 1323-nucleotide messenger RNA. NCBI's taxonomy places the organism in Eukaryota, Metazoa, Rotifera, Eurotatoria, Adinetida, Adinetidae. The record is from the annotation of a GenBank genome assembly.
AUGACUGAAAAAAAAACUCGUUCCGUUCUUGACUUUUCAAAAAUCAAGAUCGAUAACCUUCAAUAUGUUCCACCGCCUAGAUCACAAGUUGGCCGAAGCACAUCAGAAUCACAAGUAUCAGAGGAAUUAUUAAGAGAACAAGCUGAAGUUAAUGAAUGCAAGGGACAAACCGAUGUGAUCAGGGUGGAUGGUCAUGAAUUAAAUGAUCAAUCCACACAUUCACGAGGUACACAUCAAGAGUUCAUCGAAGAAGGAUUACAAGCGUUUCAAAAAUUUACAGGCACUGGUGAUGCUGAACAAUGGUUAACAGGGUUGUUAGAAAAAUUCGAGUUAUUGAAAGUGGAAAUGGCAGAACGCAUCAAAUGGGUAGGAAAUGUAUUGACAGGUGAGGCCAUCAUUUGGUAUAUACAACACGAGGAACAGAUGCCGACCUUUUUGUCAUUUAUGAGACUAUUCUUACAACGUUUUCAGGCAAAUAAAGAUGAUGAUAAAAUUACGUUGCACAACCAUGUUUUACAACAGCAACAAGGCCAGAUGUUGAACGAUAAGCAAGACGGUAUUUUUGGUUCACUACGAAAUCAAUUAUUAUUAGGUCACAUCGAAAAAUUACCAAAAUUUACAGGAAGGUCAAAACAAAAUGUUUCAAAGUGGUUACGGGAGGUUAAUCAAACAAUGCACCUGUUGAAAUUGUCCGACACCGAGAAAUUAUUUUACAUUCCAUCUUGUUUGGAAUCGGAUGCUAAAGAUUGGUUUUUUGAUAAUCAUCAUGCAAUAUCGUCAUGGUCGUCAUUUGUACGCAAACUACUAGACACGUUUGAAUCUUCUAGUAAAGCGGAUAUCGCGUUUAAUCGUCUACGACAAUACCAACAAGGAUUAAAUCAAGAUGUGCGACAAUAUUACUUUGAAAUCAUGAAGUUGUGUAAGGAAGCAAAUCCAAAAAUGGACGAAGCCUCAAAGCUGCAAUAUUUAAAAGACGGAUUGAAAUCUUCUUUACGCUUUGAUAUUCGUUUAAAAAAUCCAACAACUACAGAAGCUUUUCUGGAAUAUGCACAGAAGAUUGAAGAAUUGAAGUCACUUGAUGAUGAAGAAGCUAGCGAAACACCGUCGCAGAAACCAACUGAAAGUUCCAUGCCAGCACGACAAUCAAAGCAACCAGCAGAUUAUUUGAACAGUACGCAAAAUAGCAACCACGGAGCAAAAGCCUCAAAUUAUCUGUCAAAGCAAAAGUACAACAACAAUCGUACACCGAAACCACCAUAUCGAUGUUAUAGAUGUGAUGGAACUGAUCAUUUUAUUAGUCAGUGUCCACAUUUCCAACAGUAG